Molecule: messenger RNA, 1685 nt
Organism: Neopelma chrysocephalum (saffron-crested tyrant-manakin)
Lineage: Eukaryota; Metazoa; Chordata; Aves; Passeriformes; Pipridae
Gene: WDR41
Product: WD repeat domain 41
Exons: 13
Coding region: 50-1429 (459 amino acids)
Biological process (GO): regulation of autophagy
Cellular component (GO): lysosomal membrane
Molecular function (GO): protein binding
Source: RefSeq, a predicted model, not a curated record
GCCUGAGCGCGGCGGUGGCGCGGGAGAAGCCGGGCCGGCCCCGUUCCUGAUGCUGCGGUGGCUGAUCGGCGGCGGCCGGGAGCCGCAGGGCCUGGCCGAGAAAUCCUCUGUACAGACAGUUGGUGAAGAACAAACACAGAAUCCUUACACGGAGCUCCUUGUGUUGAAAGGUCAUCAAGAUAUAGUACGAUUUCUAGUGCAAAUAGAUGACUGCAGGUUUGCAUCUGCAGGAGAUGAUGGAAUCGUAUGUCUAUGGAAUGCUCAGACUGGAGAAAAACUUUUUGAACUUCAUGGACACACACACAAAAUUACAGCUAUAGCACCAUUUUCUUCGUCAGAUGCUUUUGAAGAAAAUAGACAUUUGAUUAUAACAGCCUCAGCUGAUAGAACAGUUAUUGUUUGGGACUGCACUAGUGGCAGACAGGUUCAGAAAGUGUCAUGUUUCCAUUCUACUGUAAAGUGUUUGACAGUUCUUCAAAGACUGGAUGUAUGGUUGUCUGGAGGGAGUGAUCUAUGUGUUUGGAACCAAAAAUUAGAUCUCUUGUGUAAGACCAGUCAUCUUACUGAUGCAGGUAUCAGUGCUUUGGUUGAAUUGCCCAAAAACUGUGUUGCAGCAGCUGUAGGCAAAGAGCUAAUAAUUUUUAGGUUGACUGAUUCUAACAAUGAGUCUGAAGGUUGGAAUGUCCUUGAAGUAAAGCGCCUUGUUGACCAUCAGGAUAACAUUUUGUCAUUAGUCAGCGUCAAUGAAUUGACUUUUGUGACAGGCUCUCAUGUAGGUGAGCUAAUAGUUUGGGAUGCACUUGACUGGACAAAGCAGGCAACUGAGUGCAACUUCUGGGACUCCUCUGUCCAUCCAGAUGUACAGCCAGAAAUAAAGUUAUCCCAAAGCCCAAAUGAAACUUCAGUUCAACACCUAACAUCUGAUGAGGAGUGUGUGUUUGCUGCUGUUGGGAAAGGCAUAUACGUAUAUAAUCUUCAAAUGAAGUGUGUGAUUGCUUGCCAGAGAACUGCUCACGACUCCUCUGUGCUGCACAUCGAGAAGCUUCCCAACAGGCAGCUGAUCUCCUGCUCAGAAGAUGGCAGUGUGCGCAUUUGGGAACUCAGAGAAAAGCAGCAGCUGCCAGCUGAACCAGUUCCGACAGGGUUUUUCAACAUGUGGGGCUUCGGAAGGGCAAACAAGCAGGCAAACCAAGCUGCCAAGAAGAUGCAAGAGAAUACACCUAUGUAUUUCUUGGAGCUGGUUGGGGAUUUGAUUGGUCAUUCAUCAGCUGUGCAGAUGUUCCUGUACUUUGGUGAACUGGGAUUGGUUACAUGCUCUGCUGACCACCUCAUUAUUUUGUGGAAGGAUGGUGAACGAGAAUCUAGCCUCCGCAGUUUAACACUAUUUCAAAAAUUGGCACAAAAUGGUGAUUUGCAGCUCAAACUUUAAAUUGCUUGAAUACAGGCUACAUAUAUGGAUGUGUGUUAAACCUGACUGUAAGGCAAUGCCCGAGCUACUGGGAAUCUGACUACCAGUAACGCUUACACUUGAUGUCAUGUACUAUAUUGGAAAUUUUAUUAGUUGCUAUUACUCUUCUGAAAGGAGAAUUUUGCAUGUUGGCUUACUCUGUCAGCAGAAAUGGUGUUCUCUUGAAAGACUGAAGAUAAUGAUGACUCAUUAAAUAGUUUCUAAUGUUGUUCCCACA